Molecule: messenger RNA, 6912 nt
Organism: Acanthochromis polyacanthus (spiny chromis)
Lineage: Eukaryota; Metazoa; Chordata; Actinopteri; Pomacentridae
Product: NACHT, LRR and PYD domains-containing protein 12-like
Exons: 21
Coding region: 322-5424 (1700 amino acids)
Molecular function (GO): protein binding
Source: RefSeq, a predicted model, not a curated record
UGUGUUUGUAGAUAUGAUAGUUUGAACUAGGUCGGGUAAAGGAAAGUCUGUAAGUCUACUGUCUGGUCCACACUCCGGAACAGAAGGUGGCGGUAAUGCACCAAGAAGCUGGAUGCCAACCGCCGUAAAACAAGAAGAAGAAGAAGAAGAAGAACUCUGUCCGCUGUUUCCUCACAGGCGGAGUCCUGACUGGUUCCAGGAAACAGAUCACAUGUCUGAGCGUCCAGGAGUGGACUGGAAACUUUCUUCUUCUUCUUCUUCAGCGCUUUGAAUAAAGUGUGAAGGUAGAAAGUGUGUGUGAGCUGCUGUGAGUUGAGCAUCAUGGAUGAGUGUGAGGACAGAGAGGAGGGAGUCCCUCCCUCUAAAAGCUCUCUGUGUGGGGAACAGGAGAACCAGAGCAAAGCUCAGAGGAAUCCACCUGGACCUGGACCUGGACCUGGACCUGGACCUGGACCUGCAUCCAGCUGUGUGUCCUUAAAGAGCGACCAUUCGAUGGGUCGCUUUGAUGUAUUUAAAGAUGAUCAACCUCCUGCUGCAGAGAAAAUCUAUCAGAGACCAGAGUCCUCUGGACCUGGACCUGCAUCCAGCUGUGUGUCUUUCAGGAGUGACCAGUCUAAGGACUUUCCUCUUGAUUUUAAAGGAGAACCAGGUCCUGCUGCAGAGGGAGUGGAGCAGCAGAACUCAGAGGUUCCCAGAGCUCAGUCUGUCCAGCAGCAUCACCUGGACUCCAUAUUCAUGCUGCUGGAGGACAACAUGGUGACUUUUGUGAAGAAGGAGCUGAAGAAGAUGCAGAAGGUUGUGAGUCCAGAUUACCCAGAAUGCUCAGAGAGUCAGAGGGAGGAUGAGGAGGAGGUGGAGGGUGAUGAAGAUGAGAGGAGCAGCAGAGAGAUGUUUGAGCAGAUCACAGUGUUGUUCCUGAGGAGGAUGAAGCAGGAGAAGCUGGCUGACUGUCUGCAGAGCAAACUUGCUGCUGCAGUUUGUGGACGUAAACUUAAAUGUUCUCUGAAGAAAAAGUUCCAGAGAGUGUUUGAGGGCAUCGCUAAAGCAGGACAGCCGACCCUCCUGAAUGAGAUCUACACAGAGCUGUACAUCACAGAGGGAGGGACUGCAGAGGUCAAUGAUGAACAUGAGGUCAGACAGAUUGAAGCAGCAUCCAGGAAAGCAGACAGAGCAGAAAGAAGCAUCAGAGCAGAAGACGUCUUUAGAGGCUCACCUGGAAGAGAUGGACCAAUCAGAACAGUGAUGACACAGGGAGUGGCUGGCAUCGGGAAAACAGUGUUAACACAGAAGUUGACUCUGGACUGGGCUGAAGACAAAAGCAACCAGGACAUCCACUUCAUGUUUCCAUUUACCUUCAGAGAGCUGAAUGUGCUGAAAGAGAAAAAGUUGAGCUUGGUGGAACUUGUUCAUCACUUCUUCAGUGAAACCAAAACAGCAGGAAUGUGCAGGUUUGAAGACUUCCAGGUUGUGUUGAUCUUUGACGGUCUGGAUGAGUGUCGCCUUCCUCUGGACUUCCACAACAAUGAGGUGCUGACUGAUGUUACAGAGUCCACCUCAGUGGAUGUGCUGCUGACAAACCUGAUCAGGGGGAAUCUGCUUCCCUCUGCUCGCCUCUGGAUAACCACACGACCUGCAGCAGCCAAUCAGAUCCCUCCUGACUGUGUGGACAUGGUGACGGAGGUGAGAGGGUUCACCGACCCACAGAAGGAGGAGUACUUCAGGAAGAGAUUCAGAGAUGAGCAGGCCAGCAGCAUCAUCUCCCACAUGAAGACAUCACGAAGCCUCCACAUCAUGUGCCACAUCCCAGUGUUCUGCUGGAUCACUGCUACAGUUCUGGAGGAGCUGCUGAGAAGCAGAGAGGGAGGAGAUCUGCCCAGAACCCUGACUGAGAUGUUCAUCCACCACCUGGUGGUUCAGACCAAAGUCAAGAAAGUCAAGUAUGAUGGAGGAGCUGAGACAGAUCCACACUGGAGUACAGACAGCAGGAGGAUGAUUGAGUCUCUGGGAAAACUGGCUUUUGAGCAGCUGCAUAAAGGAAACCUGAUCUUUUAUGAGUCCGACCUGACAGAGUGUGGCAUCGAUAUGGAAGCAGCCUCAAAGUACUCAGGAGUGUUCACACAGAUCUUUAAAGAGGAGAGAGGGCUGUACCAGGACAAGGUGUUCUGCUUCGUCCAUCUGAGUGUUCAGGAGUUUCUGGCUGCAGUCUACAUGUUCCACUGUUACACCAACAGGAAGGAGAAGGUUCUGGAGGACUUCCUGGGAGAAGACUGGAAAGACGAGAACAGAGACACUCUGGAUGUGUUCCUGAAAAGAGUCAUGGAGAAAUCUCUGAGAAGUAAAAAUGGUCACCUGGACCUGUUUGUUCGCUUCCUUCAUGGCCUCUGUCUGGAGUCCAACCAGAGACUCUUAGGAGGUCUGCUGGGUCGGAGAAAGAACCGUCCAAAAAUGAUCAAGAGAGUCAUCAAGAACCUGAAGGAGAUGAAGAGUCAUAAAAUGUCUCCAGACAGAAGCAUCAACAUCUUCCACUGUCUGAUGGAGAUGAAGGAUCUCUCAGUACAUCAGGAGAUCCAAGAGUUCCUGCAGUCAGAGAACAGAUCAGAGAAGGAACUCUCUAAGAUCCAGUGCUCAGCUCUGGCCUACAUGCUGCAGAUGUCAGAGGAGGUUCUGGAUGAGUUGGACCUGAACAAGUACAGAACAUCAAAGGAGGGAAAACGGAGACUGAUUCUAGCUGUGAGGAACUGCAGAAAGUUCCGACUUUCUAACUGUGAACUCUCAGAGAGUCACUGUGAAGUCGUGGCUUCAGCUCUUAGGUCCAAUCCCUCCCAUCUGAUAGAACUGGACCUGAGUGGAAACAACCUGCAGGAUUCAGGAGUGGAGAGUCUGUCUGCUGGACUGGAGAGUCCACACUGUAAACUGGAAGCUCUCAGACUGAGUGGCUGUAAUCUGUCAGAGAGAAGCUGUGGAGCUCUGUCCUCAGUCCUCAGCUCCCAGUCCUCCAGUGUGACAGAGCUGGACCUGAGUAACAACAACCUGCAGGAUUCAGGAGUGGAGAGUCUUUCUGCUGGACUGGAGAGUCCACACUGUAAACUGGAAGCUCUCAGACUGAGUGGCUGUAAUCUGUCAGAGAGAAGCUGUGGAGCUCUGUCCUCAGUCCUCAGCUCCCAGUCCUCCAGUGUGACAGAGCUGGACCUGACUAACAACAACCUGCAGGAUUCAGGAGUGGAGAGUCUUUCUGCUGGACUGGAGAGUCCACACUGUAAACUGGAAGCUCUCAGACUGAGUGGCUGUAAUCUGUCAGAGAGAAGCUGUGGAGCUCUGUCCUCAGUCCUCAGCUCCCAGUCCUCCAGUGUGACAGAGCUGGACCUGAGUAACAACAACCUGAAGGAUUCAGGAGUGGAGAGUCUUUCUGCUGGACUGGAGAGUCCACACUGUAAACUGGAAGCUCUCAGACUGAGUGGCUGUAAUCUGUCAGAGAGAAGCUGUGGAGCUCUGUCCUCAGUCCUCAGCUCCCAGUCCUCCAGUGUGACAGAGCUGGACCUGACUAACAACAACCUGCAGGAUUCAGGAGUGGAGAGUCUUUCUGCUGGACUGGAGAGUCCACACUGUAAACUGGAAGCUCUCAGACUGAGUGGCUGUAAUCUGUCAGAGAGAAGCUGUGGAGCUCUGUCCUCAGUCCUCAGCUCCCAGUCCUCCAGUGUGACAGAGCUGGACCUGACUAACAACAACCUGCAGGAUUCAGGAGUGGAGAGUCUUUCUGCUGGACUGGAGAGUCCACACUGUAAACUGGAAGCUCUCAGACUGAGUGGCUGUAAUCUGUCAGAGAGAAGCUGUGGAGCUCUGUCCUCAGUCCUCAGCUCCCAGUCCUCCAGUGUGACAGAGCUGGACCUGACUAACAACAACCUGAAGGAUUCAGGAGUGGAGAGUCUUUCUGCUGGACUGGAGAGUCCACACUGUAAACUGGAAGCUCUCAGACUGAGUGGCUGUAAUCUGUCAGAGAGAAGCUGUGGAGCUCUGUCCUCAGUCCUCAGCUCCCAGUCCUCCAGUGUGACAGAGCUGGACCUGAGUAACAACAACCUGCAGGAUUCAGGAGUGGAGAGUCUUUCUGCUGGACUGGAGAGUCCACACUGUAAACUGGAAGCUCUCAGACUGAGUGGCUGUAAUCUGUCAGAGAGAAGCUGUGGAGCUCUGUCCUCAGUCCUCAGCUCCCAGUCCUCCAGUGUGACAGAGCUGGACCUGACUAACAACAACCUGCAGGAUUCAGGAGUGGAGAGUCUUUCUGCUGGACUGGAGAGUCCACACUGUAAACUGGAAGCUCUCAGACUGAGUGGCUGUAAUCUGUCAGAGAGAAGCUGUGGAGCUCUGUCCUCAGUCCUCAGCUCCCAGUCCUCCAGUGUGACAGAGCUGGACCUGACUAACAACAACCUGCAGGAUUCAGGAGUGGAGAGUCUUUCUGCUGGACUGGAGAGUCCACACUGUAAACUGGAAGCUCUCAGACUGAGUGGCUGUAAUCUGUCAGAGAGAAGCUGUGGAGCUCUGUCCUCAGUCCUCAGCUCCCAGUCCUCCAGUGUGACAGAGCUGGACCUGACUAACAACAACCUGCAGGAUUCAGGAGUGGAGAGUCUUUCUGCUGGACUGGAGAGUCCACACUGUAAACUGGAAGCUCUCAGGCUGUCAGGCUGUCUGGUCACAGAGGAAGGCUGUGCUUCUCUGGCCUCAGCUCUGAGCUUCAACCCCUCAAAUAAUCUGAGAGAGCUGGACCUGAGCUACAACCAUCCAGGAGACUCAGGAGAGAAGAUGCUGUUGGACAAACUGGAGGAUCCACACUGUAGACUGGAAACUCUCAGGGUGACGCCUGCUGGAGUCCGAUGGUUGACACCAGGUCUGAGGAAGUAUUCCUGUCAACUCACAGUCGACACAAACACAGUAAACGGAAACCUGAAACUGUCUGACAAAAACAGGAAGGUGACAUUUGUGAUGGAGGAUCAGUCAUAUCCUGAUCAUCCAGACAGGUUUAACCAGUGGUCUCAGCUGCUGUGUAGAACUGGUCUGACUGGUCGCUGUUACUGGGAGGUCGAGUGGAGAGGAGGUGUUCAUAUAUCAGUGAGUUACAGAGGAAUCAGAAGGAGAGGAGGUAGUGCUGACUGUGUGUUUGGAUCUAAUGAUCAGUCCUGGAGUCUGAUCUGCUCUGAUUAUGAUGGUUACUCUGUCUGGCACAAUCACAGAGGAACACCCAUCAGUUCCUCCUCAGUCUCUCACAGAGUUUCAGUUUAUGUGGACGUUCCUGCUGGAACUCUGUCCUUCUACAGAGUCUCCUCUGACUCUCUGAUCCACCUCCACACCUUCAACACCACAUUCAAUGAACCUCUCUAUCCUGGAUUUGGGGUCUGGUUCUCGUGGUCUGGUUCCUCAGUGUUUCUGUGCUGAGUUCAGUCUCCAGAGUCUCCUCCUGUUAGAGAAACAGUGUUGAACAGAUAGUUCAGUCUCUCCCAGGCGUAAACUAACCGUGACGUCACCCGUUGGUUUCAACGCCGAGAAAAUGAAGCCCGGAUUUUGCUACUUCCUGGUCGCCGUUUUGGAUCUUUUGGAGCCAGUGACGUAAAAAGCGUCAUCAAACAGACUGGACCGGAGAGCAACUAGGGGCAGGAUUAGCUGAGGACUCUCUUAUCCCGCCCACAUUUUACCGCAGAGGCUUCUGUUGCUGUCAAUCAAGUAUAGCCACGCCCCCUGGCUCCGCCAACUUUAACGAUUUAUUUAAAAUUCAGUAUUGAUUUAUUUUAAGAUCGGCCAACUGAUCUCUCAUUUUGACCAUGAAAACUAACGGGGAAAAAAAUCCUGAGCUGUGGAAAAUCAGUCUAUCAAAUUUUAUUUUUUCCAAAAAUGAAUUGGGGUCUAUGGAGCAAAAGCUUUUUGGAGCCAACCCUAGCGGACGGCGUGAUAUUGCAAGUUUUUGACACUUCCGGGUUGGCUUCAAUUCUGGAGCCAGAUGCUACAUCCACUAUAUAUACAGUCUAUGGUCUCUCCAUGACUCUGUCCCUCAGAAACAUGUUUCACAUUCAUGGAUUAAAUCUGUUUCUUUCUGAAAUCCUUCUAAAUUAUUCAUUGUGAACUUCUUCCUCUUCAAAGAUGGAAGUUGUGAUUAUUCCAGGACCCAAAUGUGGUGUUUCUGUCUUUUUCCAGUCAAAUGUUGAGAGUGAAAAUCAGGAUGUGGUGUUCCUCUGACGCUCACUUUAACUAAAACCAUUUGAGCUGCACAAAGUGUGAAAUCAGAGAGGAAGCAGUGAAACUACAAACUGCUGACAGACUUUCACACAUUAUUGUCCAGUAAAAAUCAGUUUUUGUGCACCCAGACUUCAUCCUGAUUUGAGCUUUUAAGUCCUGUUCUGGUGAUGAAAUGAGAACUUCCUUCAUCUUGUGUGUUGUAGCUGUUGCACAGGAUGCGUUUCUUUGUAAAGAUUUUUCUGUUAUUGCAGAGAAAAAUUUUGUUUUGAAAUGUAUGCGAAAAAAAGAAAUGUAUGUGAAUUCUCUCGAGUAUUAUUGACGCCUAGUGGUCAAGGUGUGUAUUGCGCUUAGUGAACAGCAUGUGGUGUUCACAUGAUCAACUAGAAAAAAAACUGUACACUGACAGGAGUUACUGAUAAUAGCAAGACACAGUAAAACGGAAGCUUUUUAAGUGGAAAUAAUAAGAACAUUGAAAGACCUUAACAAUUCCAAAAUUUCUGGUCAGAAGGCGCACACGGUAUGUGAUUGUAAUUUUAUUUUGUACUAAAAGUUUGUUUCAGUUUGUGUUUUUAUUUUGUGCUGACAAUAUAUUUAUGUUUGUGUGACUUACUUUAUAUUAGUUUUUCAUGGUCUUUGCUGGUGACAAGAACAUUUGCUGUGGCAAAGAAAAGAAUAAAAACUGGUCGAACAUCA